AUGGUGAGGCAGUUGGUCUGGCAGCGGGCAGUGGCCGCUCGCAGGGUAUCAUGUCUUAAUUCGAGACGAACCCUCGCCACAGCUGCGUCCAGCUCUCGCAUGCCCCCAUACCCCAAGAUCCUCCGCAACCUCGAAGAAGUCCGUCGCGUCCUCGGCUCUCAGCGCGCACUCACCCUCGCGGAAAAGAUCCUAUAUUCUCAUUUGGACAAUGUGGAAGAUUCGCUACUUUCCAACACCAACAAUGGCCGUGAUAUCCGUGGCCAAGCGAACCUCAAACUCAAGCCGGACCGCGUUGCCAUGCAAGACGCUUCCGCUCAAAUGGCUCUACUACAAUUCAUGUCCUGCGGACUACCGUCUACCGCUGUCCCGGCCAGUAUCCACUGUGACCAUAUGAUUGUCGGAGAACGAGGUGCAGAGACCGAUUUACCUGCCUCGAUUCAGGGCAACAAGGAAGUCUUUGAUUUCUUGGAGUCAGCUGCUAAGCGCUACGGAAUUGAGUUUUGGCCACCUGGUGCUGGUAUUAUUCACCAGAACGUGUUGGAAAAUUACUCAGCCCCCGGUUUGAUGAUGCUGGGUACCGAUAGUCACACCCCUAAUGCUGGAGGUUUGGGUGCUAUUGCGAUUGGCGUUGGUGGUGCUGAUGCCGUUGAUGCUCUGGUCGAUGCACCCUGGGAAUUGAAAGCUCCCAAGAUUCUCGGAGUUCGCUUAGAAGGUCAAUUGAGUGGAUGGACUUCUCCCAAGGAUAUUAUUCUGCACCUUGCUGGUAAACUUACCGUUCGUGGUGGCACCGGUUUCGUUAUUGAAUAUCACGGCCCUGGUGUCGAUACUCUCAGUUGUACUGGAAUGGCUACGAUCUGUAACAUGGGCGCUGAAGUCGGUGCUACAACAUCGCUCUUCCCCUUCUCACCCAACCAUGUACCUUAUCUUGAAUCCACCAACCGUGCCGCUGUCGCCGCCGCUGCAGCAGAAAUUGCCGCUGCGGGAUCUCAGUCUUUGCUGAGAGCCGAUAGCAAAGCCGAGUACGACCAGUUGAUCACUAUUAACCUGUCCACUCUCGAACCCCAUAUAAAUGGCCCAUUCACUCCAGAUCUGUCCGUCCCUCUUUCCAAGUUCGCCGAAACUGUCAAAGAGAACAAAUGGCCCGAGACAUUCGGUGCCGGACUUAUUGGAAGCUGCACGAACAGCUCUUAUGAGGAUAUGACUCGUGCCGAGGACCUUGUCAAGCAGGCGUCCGCAGCUGGCUUGAAGCCCAAAGCCGAUUUCUUCAUUACUCCUGGUAGCGAGCAGAUCCGCGCUACUCUCGAACGUGACCAGACAUUGUCUACCUUCUCUGCUGCUGGUGGCACCGUCUUAGCCAAUGCCUGCGGUCCUUGCAUUGGACAAUGGAAGCGUACCGACGGAGUUCAAAAGGGCGAGGACAACGCCAUCUUGACUUCUUACAACCGUAACUUCCCAGGUCGUAACGAUGGUAACCGACGAACCAUGAACUUCUUGGCCUCGCCUGAUAUUGUUACCGCAAUGAGCUAUUCGGGAAGCACUACAUUCAACCCUUUAACCGACGCGAUUCCUACACCUGACGGUGGCUCAUUCCGUUUCCAGCCUCCCGUUGGUUCUAGUUUGCCUAGCGCCGGGUUCGAGGAAGGUAACCCUGCUUUCAUGCCUAGUGCUGCUGUGCCCGAUCCUUCCGUCGAAGUUGUCGUUUCCCCUACUUCGGAGCGAUUGGCUAUUUUGGAGCCUUUUGCACCUUUCCCUGAACGCGAGCUCGCAGGUCUCAAGGUUCUUUACAAGGUUAAGGGCCAAUGUACUACAGAUACCAUUUCUGCUGCUGGACCUUGGCUUAAGUACAAGGGACAUCUCCCUAACAUCUCCGCAAACACACUCAUUGGCGCUGUGAAUGCUGAAACAGGAGAAACAAAUGUCGCUUACGACGAAGCUGGAAAACAACACUCUAUUCCUGAGCUGGCUGAACAAUGGAAAUCGCAGGGCAGUGAAUGGCUCGUUGUUGCCGAAGACAACUACGGCGAGGGAAGCGCGCGUGAACACGCCGCUCUUCAGCCCCGUUACCUCGGCGGACGCAUCAUUGUCGCCAAGAGCUUUGCUCGCAUCCACGAGACCAACUUGAAGAAACAGGGUGUCGUCCCGCUUACAUUCGCUGACCGCGCAGACUACGACCGCAUCAGUGCAUGCGAUCAAGUCGACACUGUGGGAUUGUAUGAUUUGUUGAAGGCCGGUGGUCAGGGCGAGGUGAGCCUCAAAGUGACCAAGCACAAGACAGGAGAAACAUUCACUGUGCCGGUCAAGCAUACGCUCAAAACAAUUCGCCCCGCUUUCGCCAACCGCGACGAGCCCCGAAUCGCAUACGGCGUCCCCUUCCCCGAAGCAACCGCCUCCCAAGCCGCAACCUACUUCCACGCAUCAAAAGUAUACGUGAUUUGCUCUGGCUCCCUGUCACGAAAUACUGAUGCCUUGGAACGACUCAAAACUGCCUUGGGCGACAAGUUUGCGGGUGUCCGGAUUGGAAUGAAGCCGCAUACGCUGUGGUCUGAGGUUGUGGAGAUUAUCAAUGAUGCGAAAAGUGUGGGUGCGGAUUUGUUGGUUACGCUUGGAGCGGGCAGUUUGACGGAUGCUGCGAAGAUUGUUUCUUUCGCCCUAGCAAACGACGUCACAACCUUCGACGGCCUCUACGCCCUAACCACAAACGUGAGCAAAGACGUCAAACAACCCGCCGAAAAGGACAGCACAAUCAAAGCCUCUGUCAUCCCCAUAAUCAGUAUUCCGACCUCCUUGUCAGCGGGCGAAUACUCCGAUUUCGCAGGCGGCACAAACGACAAGACGCACCGAAAACAUAGCUUCCAGAAACCCCUCCGCGGCCCUCGGCUUAUAAUUCUCGAUCCAGAGUUGACUGCUACAACGCCGGAUUCUAUUUGGUUGAGUACAGGGAUCAGGGCAGUAGACCAUUGUGUCGAAACACUCUGCUCGACUGUGGCGUAUGACGAAACGGAUGAAUUGGCCCAAAAGGCGUUGGGUAUGCUGGUGCCCGGAUUAUUGAGGAGUAAGCAUGACAAGAAGGAUUUCGAGGCGAGGUUGGAUUGUCAGUUGGGAUCUGUUGAUGCGAUGGCGGCGUGUACGCAUCCAGAGAGGGUGGUGGAGUUGGGUGCUAGUCAUGGGAUUGGUCAUCAGCUCGGCCCUCUUGGUGUCGGCCACGGAGAGACAAGCUGCAUUUUGCUACCAUCGGUGUGCAAAUAUAACGCCCUCAAAGGCGCCAAUAACGCUCGACAAGCGCGCGUGCUCAAAUUUCUGCUCGAACAACCCACAGUCCAGGACGUUGUCAAGAAAUACAAUAUCAACACCGAAACAGCUGAUCUGGGCGAUGUUCUAGACGGUAUCAUCCGCGAACUAGGCAUGCCGCGCUCCCUCAAAGAUGUAGGCGUCGGCCGUGAUCAACUCGACAAAUUGGCCGAGCAUUCGCUAGAGGAUCGAUGGUGCAAGACCAAUCCCGUGCCGUUAGAGCGAAAAGAGCAGGUUUUGGAGAUUUUGGAGAUGGUUGUUGGCGCAUAG
Messenger RNA from Talaromyces amestolkiae, 3558 nucleotides. RefSeq lists its product as uncharacterized. Gene Ontology annotation, cellular component: mitochondrion; cytosol. The transcript is spliced from 5 exons. Gene Ontology annotation, molecular function: aconitate hydratase activity; 4 iron, 4 sulfur cluster binding; oxidoreductase activity. Bases 1 to 3558 code for a protein of 1185 amino acids. Gene Ontology annotation, biological process: tricarboxylic acid cycle. The record is from RefSeq and is a predicted model, not a curated record. NCBI's taxonomy places the organism in Eukaryota, Fungi, Ascomycota, Eurotiomycetes, Eurotiales, Trichocomaceae.